AUGGAAGAAGCUGAGCUGGUGAAGGAAAGACUUCAGGCCAUCACAGAUAAAAGAAAAAUACAGGAAGAAAUCUCACAGAAGCGUCUGAAAAUAGAGGAAGAAAAAUUAAAGCACCAGCAUUUGAAGAAAAAGGCCUUAAGGGAGAAAUGGCUUCUAGAUGGAGUCAGCAGCGGAAAAGAACAGGAAGAGAUGAAGAAGCAGAAUCAACAAGACCAGCACCAGAUCCAGGUUCUAGAACAAAGCAUCCUCAGACUUGAGAAGGAGAUCCAAGAUCUUGAAAAGGCUGAGCUGCAAAUCUCAAUCAAUGAAGAGGCAAUUUUGAAGAAACUGAAAUCAAUUGAGAGGACAACAGAAGACAUAAUAAGGUCUGUGAAGGUGGAAAUGGAAGAAACAUCAGAAGAGUCAAUUGAAGACAUCUAUGCUAAUAUCCCUGACCUUCCAAAAUCCUAUGUGCCUUCCAGAUUAAGGAAGGAAAGAAAUGAAGGAACAGAAGAUGAUGAACAGAAUAGAAAAGCUUUGUAUGCCAUGGAAAUUAAAGUUGAAAAAGACUUGAAAACUGGAGAAAGUACAGUCCUGUCUUCUAUACCUCUCCCAUCAGAUGACUUUAAAGGUACAGGAAUAAAAGUUUACGACGACGGGCAGAAGUCAGUAUAUGCAGUAAGCUGUAAUCAUGGUGCAGCAUACAAUGGCACCGAUGGCCUGGCACCAGUUGAGGUAGAGGAACUUUUAAGACAAGCCUCAGAGAGAAACUCUAAAUCUCCAACAGAGUAUCAUGAGCCUGUAUAUGCCAAUCCAUUUUGCAGGCCUACAACUCCACAGAGGGAGAAGAUAACUCCUGGACCAAAUUUUCAAGAAAGGAUAAAGAUGAAAGCUAACGGACUAGGUAAUGAUAUGAAUGAAUCUGUAUACACUAUGGACAAUGGACUUUCAGAGGAGAGGGACAACAGCUUCAAUCAUAUCAGCCCUGUUCGACCGAUACCUCAACCCCGAUCAAUGACUCAACAAGCCAAGGAGAUGCCCGACACCCUACAAAAGAGGCUGAUGACUCCUUGGGAAGAAUCAAAUGUGAUGCAGGACAAAUAUUCACCCUCUCCAAAGGCAAGAAUGAGUCCCAGCGAAGCAAUAGCUGGGAAGCCAAAAUACCAGGAUUCUUCUCCUGCUUGCCAGGAGGAUGAGGAAGAUAUCAGAUACAAAAUCGUUCAUUCCUUACCCUCUGACAUGGCUGAUACAGAACCCGUGACAAUGAUUUUCAUGGGCUACCAGCAGGCAGAAGACAAUGAAGAAGAAAAGAAGCUUCUGACAGGGUAUGAUGGGAUCAUCCAUGCUGAGCUGGUUGUGAUUGAUGAUGAGGAGGAGGAGGGUGAAGGAGAAGCUGAGAAACCAUCCUACCAUCCUGUAGCUCCCUACAGUCAGGUUUACCAGCCUGCCAAACCAACACCACUUCCUAGAAAGAGAUCAGAAAUUAAUCCCUAUGAAAACACAAACCACAAAUCUCCCCACAAAAAUUCCAUAUCCUGGAAAGAGCAAGAAGAAAGCUUAGGCAACCCGGUUCAACAUUCUCCACUUGAUGUUCAGAUAGCUGGAGAUGGGACUGAGGACCCGUCCUUAACAGCUUUAAGGAUGAGAAUGGCAAAACUGGGGAAAAAAGUUAUCUGA
Molecule: messenger RNA, 1656 nt
Organism: Puma concolor (puma)
Lineage: Eukaryota; Metazoa; Chordata; Mammalia; Carnivora; Felidae
Gene: PALMD
Product: palmdelphin
Biological process (GO): regulation of cell shape
Cellular component (GO): cytoplasm; membrane
Source: RefSeq, a predicted model, not a curated record